UACAUUAAUUCGGUUUUCCUGCUCCGAAGAGCCCCCGUCACUUGGCCUGCUAUGGCUGUCGUACCCAUCCCGCAACCAGAUUCGAGAGAACUUCUCCCUCCACUGCUCGCCUGUCUGGCGACCGCCAACGUAUCCAAGCAGCCCCCUCCUGCUCUUCUCCCUCUCUUGUCGCCCAUCUUGCGUCAGCGGGUACAAUUACUCGCUUCCGAUGAUUGGUUAUCAUUACUUUGCUGGGAUAAACAGGCAGCUACUCGACUCUCUGAAGUUGUCGCCAAUAUCAACGUGGAACCACAUCCAGCUUCGGGUGAAAUCGAAGUAGAAGACCCCGACCAGAUUCUCUAUCGCCGCUCAGACCCCGAAACUUUACACGCGAGGCUCAUACUGGGGGAGUAUGGCAUCGUACCCGCAUACUUGUGGUGUACGGGAGGUGAUAAUGGGAACCGCUGGGAACUGGCCGAACUGAGGGGAACUGAGGAUGCCGACGAUGGCACAGAGUGGUUUUCGAGCAUAACUGAAGCCAAUGAAGCGGGUUUCCGUCGGAAAGCAGUCAAGACCAAUGGCGCUGGUAAACACAUGACGCUCAAUUUACCGGAGCCCUCUCGGAAAGAGGAGGAAGAGGAUGACGAUGCAUACUGGGCUGCAUAUGACAACACUCCUGGACGGACACCAAACAAGCAAUCCCCAGCUCCGCCUACAAAUACUCGGGUUCAAGUCGGCCCGACUCAAACUGAACUGGAAUAUUUUGCAAGAUAUGCUUCAGAAGUUCAGCCUGCAAUGGAUCCCCAUGACCCAGACGAGGAAGCUACGGCGCCUGGUCAAUCCACCCUCACUGGCAAUUCUUUCGGGCUGAGUGGACAUGUAUCAUCGAACUUGUCUGGAACUGCCGCGGACGAUCGAAGGGAUUCGGCUCGUGAGCUCAAGCUGAAUAACAUUGAAUCUGCAAAGGACGAGGAUUUUUCGGCACUUAACCAUCCUCGUCCAUCUUCGUCCGCAUCAUCCAACUCGAUCGAGAAGCUAGAGCGAGAGGCUCAAAAUGCCAGUCAAACCGAACUCGCCAUCAAGCAACAUAUAAGCACAGAUAUGAAGAGUCUGUUCCGCUUAGCCAAAGCUUCAGGAAUCGAUCGCGAGGAGUUUGAGAGGAUCAUCAAGAGGGAAUUAGAGGUCUUGCCAAUGUUAGAGCAGGAUGAGUAA
This is a messenger RNA of Periconia digitata, 1191 nucleotides long. Lineage: Eukaryota; Fungi; Ascomycota; Dothideomycetes; Pleosporales; Periconiaceae. The record is from the annotation of a GenBank genome assembly.